Molecule: messenger RNA, 1232 nt
Organism: Sinocyclocheilus grahami
Lineage: Eukaryota; Metazoa; Chordata; Actinopteri; Cypriniformes; Cyprinidae
Exons: 4
Coding region: 1-540 (179 amino acids)
Biological process (GO): centrosome cycle; regulation of cellular localization; establishment or maintenance of cell polarity
Cellular component (GO): cell cortex; apical plasma membrane; nucleus
Molecular function (GO): protein binding
Source: RefSeq, a predicted model, not a curated record
AUGAUAACAACACAGAGGAACAAGUUUGUCGUUGGAGUCACUUUCCAGGGGUCUCCGUUUCUCCAGCUGAGGAGAUCUUCAUCGGCUCAAAACCUCCAAAUCCCCGGAAAGAAAACAGACCGUUCCUCUGCAUACACUCCAGGAGAACAGCCCUGUAGUCCUGUAUUAACCAGGGGUCUUCAGCGUGCCUUGAGUGUAGAGGAUGUGGGGCGGCCCAGUGCGGUGCGUCCGGUGGGACGCGUGGCUCAGGCCUUCCCUGACGGCACCAUCCUGCUGGAGCUCUCCAGACCCCCCAACGGCCCCUUCGGCUUUCUCAUCUCCCGAGGAAAAGGCAGGCCAGACUCAGGGGUGUACGUUGAAGAAAUGGGUGACAGCAAUAUGGAGAAACUCUACGCGGGGCUGCUCGGGGUCGGGGACGAGAUAUUAGAGGUGAACGGUGAGAAGGUGGCGGGACUCAGUCUGGACCUGGUGACCCGUUUAAUGACUCAAAACAGCACAGCUUCAAUCCGCGUACUACGACAUAGACGCUUACAGCGCUAACUGAAGUCAAGACUGUAUCAGAACCACGUUUUGUUCCAGUCAACAUAAAUGAAAACUGCAAAAAAGCAUCAGAAAUUAAGUCAGGGAUGAGUUCGUGAAAACGGCAGUAUUACGUUUUACUGACCUUUGGAGUUUUAUCAUAAUGAUCACACAAUGGUCCAUAUUAAAGGGAUAGUCACCAAAAUUUUUAUUUUUUUAUACAUUUUGUUCCAAUUCAGUUUCAUUUUUUUGGGUGAAUUCAUCCCUGAAGCCACUGUUAUGGCUAAAGGCCUGUUCACACCAAAAACAAUAACUAUAACAAUAAUGACAAAAGAUAUAGUUUUAAAAAUCAUUCUAAAGUCAUAAAAAUAACACAGUCCACAACUAUAAUGAUAACAACACAGAGGAACAAGUUUGUCGUUGGAGUCACUUUCCAGGUGAUGAACAACAAAAAAACAUUGGCAGCCAAUCAGAAUUCAUCCUGCUUUAAACAGUUCGAGCAUUUAAAGAGGCAGAUGACAAAACUGCAGUGCUCGUUUUAAACAGAUUGUUAUUGCAUGUUGCUGUGGAUGCUAAUAUAGUUCUGUCAUGACAACUCUCUGAGAGUUUAGCAUGGGAAUAUACAUGGCAAUGAUAAUGUGUUUAGUCUUGGCGGAAUAGAUCUGCUAUGCUACUGCUGCGGCAGAGCGAGUACAGAGACUUGCUACUGCCAA